GGCUGACCUGUCCAGAAGCACGCGUCUUUCUUGUCACACAGCUCGCGAUGCCCCGUCGAGGUCAUGCGGCGCGUUGCUUUCGCUCGUGACGACCUCCCCGCUGCGUCUUGGCGGGCCGCUCAGGAUGGCUCAGCAGCCGACGGCGGAGGCCGCGGAGGAGCACGAGCUCGAUGCGCUCCACGAAACACACACCAUGCCACCCGACGAUGGGGCAGAGGUCGCCGCGCACGAUGAGCAACUGCAACGGCGGACGCUGCGCAAGCUUGACUUCUUGCUUCUGCCGUUUCUUGCGCUGCUGUUCCUGUUCAACAGCCUCGACAAGUCCAACAUAGGCAACGCCGAGUCUGCGCACUUCACCACCGACAUAGGCCUUCGCCGGUCUGACCUCAACACUGCCGUAGCGCUUUUCUUCGCCUUCUUCGUUGCGCUGCAGCCCGCCGGAGCGGCCCUGGGGAGGAAGUAUGGCAUGGUCGCAUGGGUGCCCACUUGCAUGCUGCUCUGGGGCGUCUCUACCGCCCUGCAUACGUGGGUGAGGGCGCGGUGGCAGCUGUAUGUGCUGAGGAUCAUCAUUGGAUGCUUGGAGGCCGGCUUUUACCCCGUCACCGUCUCCUACCUCUCGCUCUUCUACACACGCUUCGAGUUCGGACGGCGACUGUCCCUUUUUUAUGGCCAGGCUGCCGUCGGCGGUGCGCUGGGCGGCGUCAUAAGCUACCUUGUCUUCUCGCACUUCCCGGACAUCCACCAUGAGCAUGGUGCGGAAGGUGACCCUGAGCUGAACCAUCGAUGGCAGAGCUGGCAGGUCCUGUUCCUGCUGGAAGGCAGCCUGACCAUCAUCGUCGCCGUCGUUGGGUACCUGUGGCUCCCGCACAACGCCGAAACAGCAUGGUUCUUGACACCUGAAGAGAGGGCAUAUGCCUCAUCCCGCGUCAUCCGCGACCGAAUCGCGCAAUCCGACUCAUCAGCCCUGCCCACCGAAGCUGCAGAUGAGGAAAGGGAGUUUGAUGAAGAAUCCCGCGGCCUCCUGGCUUCGUCGAGACCACGCCCAGUAUCUGCAGCGGACCAAGUGACCGAUGACCGCGGUCUCACCCCGCACGACGUCGUGUCCGCUUUCCUCAACAUCAGGAUCUGGCACAUUCUCGCCAUUAACAUUCUAGCCGCAAUCCCCGUCUACGCAUUCCAGGUAUUCCUUCCCCUUGUCCUGGCUCCGCUUAUGCCCAAUUCCGAUCCUUCCGACCCCGAGGCGGACCCAGCCCUAGUGAACUUGCUUACCGCCCCACCCUACAUUUUCGGCGCCAUAACCCUCUAUCUGUUUGCGUCCUGGAGCGACAAGCAUCGCUCACGCAUUCUUCCCAUCCUUUGCGGCCUAGCCAUCAUGGUGCUUGGCCUCAUCUUAGUAGUCAUGCUGCCAACCACCGCUGGCUGGGCCGUCCCUCGAUACAUCGCGCUCAACGUCCUCCUGUCUGGUACCUUCAUUGCGAGUCCACUCACAGUGGCCUGGAUCUCAGGGAACACACCAAGCCCAGGGAAACGGGCGCUGUUGUUAGGCAUCAACGGAUGGGGCAAUCUCGCGGGCGUGUUAUCUGCCAUGCUUUUUAGACCCGAGUAUGAAGAGUCUGGGUACAUUGUCCCCUUCUGGUGGACCCUCGGUUGCGUUACUGCGGCCGCGUUUGGUUACGUCCUUCUCUGGCGCAACCUCAAGGCCGAGAAUGCGCAGAGAAGAGACAUGUUGAGCAAAUGGGAUGAGGAAGAAAUUGAAAGAGAAAAGGCGGAUGGGCGUGGACCUCUGGAGCAGAGCCACCGUAUUCCGAAGGCUGCAACUCGGUGGCUGAGGAGCACUGGCAGGUUGCUGUGGGCGGCGGAUUGGCUUGAGGAAGCGACGCAAGGUGGUAGAGAGGGCGAGGAGAAGAUUACUUUCCUGUAUGGCCUGUAAUACAGCUACGCACUGCACAGAACUCAUACGAAGAACAUCUGACCAUGCUUCGGGC
This is a messenger RNA of Paraphaeosphaeria sporulosa, 1985 nucleotides long. Its product is annotated as MFS general substrate transporter. The record is from RefSeq and is a predicted model, not a curated record. Gene Ontology annotation, molecular function: transmembrane transporter activity. Bases 125 to 1930 code for a protein of 601 amino acids. NCBI's taxonomy places the organism in Eukaryota, Fungi, Ascomycota, Dothideomycetes, Pleosporales, Didymosphaeriaceae. Gene Ontology annotation, cellular component: membrane. Gene Ontology annotation, biological process: transmembrane transport. The transcript is spliced from 3 exons.